AAAUGAACAUGCCCCGGGGCCAGGAUCCACGCGGAGCUGGCGCCCCCCACGCCCAACACAUCCCCUUUUUACAAGGCCCGUUCCUAUCCGCACCCGUACGCGCGUGCCCUGCGGCUUCUUGUUCCACUGGACCGCAGGCUGUACCAUGUAAACCAGGCCAGCGAGGGGCGAAGCCCGGCACCCCCUGCGCGGGCCUCCCUGAUGGCUCGACCCGGAUAGCCCCUCUUCCCACUGUGCGACAGGAAUGGUCCAACUCGCCGCGCAAGCGCCCUAGGCCCUUCAGGUCCUGGCGCUCCCUCCUACCCAACUUGCAGCGCAGGCGCGGAGCCCAGGCGUGCAGCCGCCACCGCCGAGCCGGAGCGGGGGCCUGAAGCGCCGUAUCCCUCUCUACCUGCCGAUAUCCUGCACUGGAGAAGAACUUGUGGCCAGAAGUGUGGCUGUAGAGAGCUGGCCAGGGAGGGACGCUGCCCAGCUGCUGCUCUGCUUCUAGCUCCUGUCCCUUCCCCCUGGCCAUGACAGACACCCGUGAGCCAACUGAGACUGGAGGCUAUGCCAGCUUGGAAGAAGACGAUGAAGACCUCUCCCCAGGCCCCGAGCAUUCCUCUGACUCCGAGUACACUCUCUCAGAGCCGGACUCUGAAGAGGAGGAAGAGGAGGAGGAGGAGGAGGAGGAGACCACCGACGACCCCGAGUAUGACCCCGGCUACAAGGUGAAGCAGCGCCUGGGGGGCGGCCGAGGGGGCCCGUCCCGCCGGGCCCCUCGCGCAGCCCAGCCCCCGGGCCCCCCGGCCCAGCCCUGCCAGCUCUGUGGCCGCCCGCCCCUUGGGGAGGCACCACCGGGCACCCCACCUUGCCGGCUCUGCUGCCCCGCCACAGCCCCCCAGGAAGCGCCAGCCUCUGAAGGCAGGGCCCUGGGGGAGGAAGAGGAGGAGCCGCCUCGGGCUGGGGAGGGGCGGCCGGCUGGGGGGGAAGAGGAGGAGGACGAGGAGGAGGAGGGCACGUUCCACUGUACGGAGUGCGAGGAUGCCUUCGACAGCCUCGGGGAGCUGCAUGGACACUUCAUGCUGCAUGCCCGGGGUGAGGUGUAGGCAGAGCCCCCCCACCCAGGGAGCUUGGCAGAAGGGGCAGGGUGGGAGGAGGGAGCUGGGGGAGCGAGGUGGUCGCGGUGGUCACGGGGCU
Messenger RNA from Choloepus didactylus (southern two-toed sloth), 1179 nucleotides. It is a transcript of the gene ZNF428, whose product is annotated as zinc finger protein 428. The transcript is spliced from 3 exons. Lineage: Eukaryota; Metazoa; Chordata; Mammalia; Pilosa; Megalonychidae. Bases 513 to 1088 code for a protein of 191 amino acids. The record is from RefSeq and is a predicted model, not a curated record.